Messenger RNA from Melanotaenia boesemani (Boeseman's rainbowfish), 2021 nucleotides. It is a transcript of the gene rab5c, whose product is annotated as RAB5C, member RAS oncogene family. The record is from RefSeq and is a predicted model, not a curated record. The transcript has 6 exons. Gene Ontology annotation, molecular function: GTP binding; GTPase activity. Lineage: Eukaryota; Metazoa; Chordata; Actinopteri; Atheriniformes; Melanotaeniidae. Bases 251 to 913 code for a protein of 220 amino acids.
AAAAUCACUAACCGGAAGGAAAGGCCAGAGCCCAAGAAGAAGAAGAAGAAGACAGCCGCAGCUGAUGAGACCAACGAAAGAAGGGAAAGUAAUCUCCCACUGGUGAGACCUCUUCUUCCUUCUGCACAUCUACCUGAGUGACCUGAUCUUGCCAGUGUCACCAGCCUUCAGUAUCAAGCCCAAGUCUCAAGUCAACCAUACAGCCUCCUCCCUGAUAAGUCUUCUUUCUCACAAUUUUCAACACGGUAAUAUGGCAGGGCGAGGUGGACCAGCACGUACCAACGGCAUUGCCGCAAGCAGCAAGAUAUGUCAGUUUAAGCUAGUCCUGCUGGGGGAAUCGGCAGUGGGGAAGUCCAGCUUGGUGCUUCGCUUUGUCAAAGGCCAAUUUCACGAGUACCAAGAGAGCACCAUCGGAGCUGCCUUCCUCACACAGACGGUAUGUUUGGAUGAUACAACAGUCAAGUUUGAGAUCUGGGACACUGCAGGACAAGAACGGUAUCACAGCUUGGCACCUAUGUACUACAGAGGAGCCCAGGCUGCCAUUGUGGUCUUUGACAUCACCAAUACAGAUACAUUUACACGUGCAAAGAACUGGGUGAAGGAGCUCCAGCGACAAGCCAGUCCCAACAUUGUUAUUGCACUGGCAGGAAACAAAGCAGAUCUUGCCAACAAGAGAGCUGUAGAUUUCCAGGAAGCACAAGCAUAUGCAGACGACAACAGUUUGCUCUUCAUGGAAACUUCAGCCAAGACUGCUAUGAAUGUCAAUGAAAUUUUUAUGGCUAUAGCCAAGAAGCUUCCGAAGAAUGAGCCUCAGGGUGGAGCGGGCACUGGGGUACGAGCCAGAGGCGGCGUGGACCUGCAGGAAGCAGCACCACAGGGCCGAAGUGGCCAGUGCUGUGGGGGCGGGAACUAACUCAAUGAAUUAGCAGAUCCAACUAAUCUACAGCUCCGAACAACCAGACCAGAUAUUAGCCAGCUGUCAAACAACAUCCCAUUGGUCAAACUCAACCAUGGCCGGACCAGCUAUCCUAUCAGCUCCAAUUAACUGUUUGGCAAGUGAGUUCACUGGCCUGAAAACUGCCAGAGCCCACUGAUGGUUCUAACUGAUGAACCAAGAAAUCUACCUACAGGCUUAUUUUACAGAAUCAUGUUUGAAUCCCUGGACCUGCCAAUCCAUGACCUCUCUUUUGAUGAUGGACACUUGAUGUCACCUUGGAGGAAAAAAAAAAACAAAAAAAAAAACAAAACAAACUCAUCCCAUUCAUGGAAGGAAAGAAGAUCAGUCAUUACCGAUGGCACUUAAUAGAGCCAUGUUGUUCACUUUCUGUGUUUGUGUAGAGGAAAAUAAAUUGUUGCAACAGGAAGGAAAAUAAACAGCCUUAUUGGCCCCCACCCUUUCUCUGCCACUCCUCGCUUUCCUAACGCACCAUAAAAGUUUACAUCACAAUCAUUCGGCACAGAUAAAUCAAGGUGCGUGCAACAUCCUUCUCUUUGUCUUGUUCCUGGUUAGCUUCCUGAAUAAGAUGAGGAAAAGUUUCUUCCCAGAGAGCAGGAAUGGACAUAUUUCUUUCUUGAUAAAGCUCUGUAGAUUGAAUGACUUACAUUAAUAUCACUAUUUUUUUUUGACACAUGCUGGUCAGUAUGAUUUUUAAAACCUAGACUCGAAGGUUUUACGAUCACCCAUAUGUUAUCAAACCAUACACAAAAAAGAGUGCUUUACUAACAUUGUCACCCAUAACAUAAUUUAGCAUUAAUAUAAGGUUUUUGAAUAAUCAGUGUAAAAUGGCAAAUACAUAAAAGCAAGAUUUGUUUUCUUGACCAAAUCACAACUGUAUUGAAAACAUAUUGCUGUAUUCGUAACAGACUCAAGUUUAUAAUCUGUAGUUAUUGUCAAAAUGAUAUCUUCCCAAACUCUACAUGUUUUGUCAACUUUAAUUAUGUUGUGAUGUUUUUUCUUUUUUUUUUGUCUGUUUUUUUUUUUUUUUCUGGAGAUUUAUGAUAUUAAAUGCACUGGUUCCGUC